AUGGCGCUUAUAAAGGCAAAACAAAGUCAUUCGGGUAUUGUUAAACUCGCACUUUUGGGUCUCUUCUCUGCCAUAUCUGGCAUCUUCAUUUUCUCAUGUGGUUUCCUUCUUAUUCGCUCUGAAUUGACCAAUACUACUAGUGUAUCCCAGCAUCUCCAACCGGAAUUUAAUCGGGUGAUUCUACUUCUUGUGGAUGGCCUUUAUACUGGUCUUCUCCCUUCCAUUGACAACACGACCAGAAUGCCCUUUUUGCGGAGUAUCGUUUAUCAACAUACUCAUUCGAAAAAUCAUUUUCUUGCUCACUUCAUAGCCGAUCCCCCAACUACUACCAUGCAACGGCUUAAAGCUCUUCUCACCGGUAGUAUGCCCACGUUUAUGGAUGCAGGAAGCAAUUUCGGUGGUAGUGAACUUAGAGAAGACAACAUACUGAAACAGUGGGCACUGAACGGCAAGAAGAUAUGCUUUGUUGGUGAUCAAGUUUGGGUGGAAUUAGUACCGAAUUGGUUUCUGGAAAGCCAUCCCCUUCCUGCCUUUAACAUAAAGGACUUGGACACAGUGGAUAAUGCUGUUAAGGAGUACUUUCUCCGAGAAAUCGGUCGUGACAAAUGCGAUGUUCUAAUCGGCCACAUGCUUGGCAUUGAUCACUGUGGACACACUUUUGGACGUUCACAUCCGGAAAUGGAUCGCAAGCUUGCUGAAUUGGAUGAUUUUUUGGGACAUUUGCUACCACUUUUGCGGCCGUCAGACCUGCUAAUUGCUUUUGGUGACCACGGCAUGACGGCUACAGGUGAUCAUGGCGGUGACAGCGCUGCCGAGGUCGAUGCAGCUCUCUUUGCCUACACCCCGAGCGGUUUUCUACGUGCUUCCACCUCCACAACUGCCUCCGCAGGCGAAAUCACUCCUCUUCAUGAGGUAGAACAGGUUAAUCUAGUGCCCACUCUGGCAGCACUCACCGGCACCCCAAUUCCUUUCUCAAAUCUCGGCAUUGUCAUCACACAGCUAUUUAACUUUGCCAUCGUUGGGCCGGUGAAUGAGAACUUUAGGCAGAUGUUCACAUACGCAAAAGAGUACCACAACCGAUUUGGUCUUGUGACCGUUCCUGUGGAGAUGGAACGACUGAUCGUCCGAAACUCUACUCAGCCAUGUACAUUUCUCUCCCUUGAUGAAUGUCUGACUGCGAUGCGCACCUUGCGCGCCACCUUUCGCACUCACUGGACUCGUAUGGACGCUUGGCAUAUUGCUCUUGGCUUCUUCCUCACUCUCCAUGCCCUCCUGGCUUUUCUAGCCCUUGAUAAUGACCUCGGUGAUCCUGGACUGCCCUGCAUCUUUGCUGCCCUGGGUGCUGUUGCUCUUGGCCUCUUUAAGCUAUCUCUGUCCGCUUUUCUACUACUGACAAUGGCUUCCUACUGGCUGGGGGCUUUGUGGUUCAGACGGCAUCGUCACUCAAUAAGUUUAGGAACUCUGGUCUCUGGACUGAUGAUGGUUGUUGUUAUCCUCACUUCCUGUUCCAACAGUUUUGUUAUUCAAGAAGCCAAAGUAUUGAGCUACUUUCUGCAAACGGUACUUGUGAUCACUUACAUUUCCCUUUUGCGUGCUGCCAGACAUGUGCCAAUGGCUAAUACUAGUAUUCUCUUGUGCGUUGGUCUCCUCUGGGCAGGUCGAUACCUAGAGGUGUGUCGGGAGGAGUCUCCAUCCACCUCCGUGUGUGUACCUCUGGGCACCGAUGGUGCCGAGGGCAAUGAUCCAAUUGUCGCUUGGCUGCUUACAUCCCUCUCGAAACUGUCAGGUGAGCGACUGCGACGCCUAACGGGCCCUCGCCUUCUGAUUGCUAGCACCGGUCUCGGUGCUGCUCUCCUCGUUCACCGCCGCUACCUGAACUCAUGGGGAAAUCUUCAUGUUGGUGGGCUUACCGGUACUCUUCUCUCGCUUUUCGCGCCUCUUUCUGCCCUUGGACUGCUCUUCCUCUGGGUCCUCGAUGCUUUAAUCGCCUCAACACAUAGCGGCAACUACACUGCUGCACGUUUUGUUGCCUUGACACCAACAUUCCUCACCACCUUGAGGAUUACCGUCGCUCGGGGUCUGUUUCUGUUUGGUGGGGCUCUUCUCCUCAUUCUCAUCUAUCGUCCUCUCCUCGUGACUGUGGCGGUAUCGGCAGCAACGUCGUCCAGGGCACAGCAAUGGGGAGGAGAUGGCGUCUAUUCCUCCGGUCUAGCCACCGUUUACACCUCAUGGCUUCUCACUGGUUUGGUACUGCCAUCGCUCUUCAUUCUGCUCGUCCUCCUCGGCGACAUUUACGUAUGGCCCUGUCUGGGUAUCCUUGUUUGCCUUCUCCUUCCGCCUUUCUAUCUCCUGCAUUGCUCUCGAAUCCCUUUAUCUUCCCAAAAAACGACGGAGGCUCAAGUGGUGUCACAACUCCAUGCAGCAUCGGGUUGGAUCACGGCCACCUACGCCUGCCUACUGGGCGAAUUCGGUUUCUACUGCCUAGGCCAUCAGCCCACAUUCUCAUCAAUCGCCUGGGAAGCGGCAUUCGCGGUGCUGGAGGGAGAUCAUGUGGUCACUGCUACCUCUACCUUCCUGUCGGCUACUCUUGUACUAGCUCACACCUUUGCUGCCCAUAUCCUUGUCACCGCAGCGUUACCUCUCCUCCUCCUAGCCCCUCUCCAUCGUUUAUCAAAUGGCCCCGUAGGACAAUCUAAACUUCUGCUUCUGCUCACCAAGUCUGAGACAUGCUCACGAGCUUUGGGAGUGGCUUUUGAUAGACUGUUUCGACGAUAUCUCAUCGUUCAUUUCAGUUUGUUCACAGGUCACCUGCUGUGUGCCUUUCUUCUGCGUCGUCACCUGAUGGUGUGGAAGAUCUUCACUCCCCGUCUUGUUUUCUCUUUUUGUGGGCUUGGCGUUAUUCUCCUUACAACACUUGUAGUGCGUUACCUUGUUGUUUGCUGUCUCCAUGCUGCUGUCAUUGGAAUACUUCGUCAAAGACUAAACAAGUUGAAUUCUUAA
Molecule: messenger RNA, 3000 nt
Organism: Hydatigera taeniaeformis
Lineage: Eukaryota; Metazoa; Platyhelminthes; Cestoda; Cyclophyllidea; Taeniidae
Source: the annotation of a GenBank genome assembly